ACUAAUAAAGAAGGCAGCAGCUUGGCAGAAGCCAUCCUCUCCGGCACUCUCUUGCUCACACAGUCCCCACAGUGAUAAAAGCCUCGAGGGGGGACGAGCCAGCCAGCCAGCCACCCUCAGCCAGUAGCUCACCAGGCCCGCUAGGCUAGCUCCUCGCCUCCUCCUCCCUUCCCUUCCCUUCCCUGCGGCGGAGGAGAACGGCCAGUGGUAAGCAACUGAGCAGAGCAAGGCAAAGCAAACAAGAGCUUGCGUUGCCUUGCCUAGCAGCUAGCUUCGCCGCCAAGGACCUAGCCUGAGAGCGCGGCCACCGCCACCGGGCAGCUAGCUUCCGUUUCCCCCGCGCGCGCCUAUUUUACGCCGAGCACCGGGCGCGCCACGAUGGAGAUGGCGGGGGCGGCCGAGGCGGACACGCCGUCGCAGGAGCCGGUGCGCACGGGCCGGAGCAACACCAUCCUGCUCCCCAUCGUCGGCAUCCUCCUCGCCUACCUGCUCUACCGCUUCCUCCGCCCGCGCCUCCGCGGCCUGCGCCUCGACCGCUACGUCCCGUCGGGCGCCCGCCUGCCGGGCUGGCUGCGCCGCCGCGCGCCCAGCGGGGGCGCCGUGCUGCCCUACUUCGCGCCCAUCGCCGACCGCCUCGGCGCGCUGCCGUACCUCGGCCCCUUCGCCGAGCGCCUCGGCGUGGGCCCGCAGGGCGGGUACGGGUACGGCGGCGGCGGGGCGCAGGCGCUCGUCAAGUUCCCCGGCGGGGAGGCGCUGUCGGUGGCCGCCAUCCUCGAGGCGCCAGGGGAGGUGGUGGCCAAGUCCGCGCACAGCACGCUGUACCGCGCCGCGGUGCGCUCCGGGGAGGCCGCCGUGCUGCUUCGGUUCGUGCGCCCCGCGUGCGCCGUCGGGGCCGACGAGGCCUACGCCGCCGCGGGGCGGAUCGGCGCCGUCAGCCACCCGAACCUCGUGCCGCUCCGCGCGGUGUACGUCGGGCCCAGGGGCGAGAAGCUGCUCGUGCACCCAUUCUACGCCGCCGGCUCGCUCCACCGCUUCUUGCAAGAGGGGAUCGCCGAGUCACAGAGAUGGAGCAUAGUUUGCAAUCUCUCUCUCAGCAUUGCCAGGGGCCUGGAUCACCUCCACACAGGCUUGGAGAAGCCGAUGGUUCAUGGCAACCUCAAGACGAGCAACAUCCUUCUCGACGCCAGCAACGAGUGCAGGAUAUCGGACUACGGCCUCUACCUCCUGCUGAACCCCGCCGCCGCACAGGAGAUGCUUGAAGCCUCCGCGGCGCAGGGGUACAAGGCGCCCGAGCUGAUCAAGAUGCGGGACGCCACGAGGCAGAGCGACAUCUACAGCCUGGGUGUCGUCCUGCUCGAGAUGCUCGCCCAGAAGGAGCACGCCGACGACAGCCGGCCGAACCCGCGGGACAUCCUCCUGCCGGCCUCCUUCAAGAACCUGGUCCUCGAGAGGAAGAUCUCUGAGGCCUUCAGCUCCGAUCUCGCCAGGCACUGUCGGAGGUCGGGGAAGGAGAGGCACCUGAACGCCUACUUCGAGCUGGCCACCGCCUGCUGCAGCCCGUCGCCGUCGCUGAGACCCAACACGAAGCAUAUACUCAAGAGGCUCGAGGAGAUAGCGAGAUGAAUCAUGAGUGGAUUAUGGACGCGAGUAGGUUUGCCAGCUUGUGCUAUUUAAUCAGCAUUGCAUCGUAGCAGCAUACCCGUUGAUACCGUGAAGCUGAAGCUCCCUGGCCCGUGCAUACUGCAACUUCCCCAAAGCUAUGGACUACGGAAUUUGAGCUGGGCAGUUGCCAGUUGGGGAAUGGGUCCAUGCGUUUCACUCACACCCAGGAACCUGUACAGCCUUUACAGAGAGAGAUGCAGAGGGGAGCUCAUCUGAAGGUAUACCGGGGCUGUUGCCAGUGGACGAGCAUGACUGCUAGAUUAUGUUUUUGCCGUGUUUUACCUGAAAAAUAGAAAUGUACAAUCAUAGAGUGGAAUGUUCUCUUUCCAGAUGCAUGUAACAAUGUAACAUGGUACCGUCGUCGACAUUGUGAUUGAUAUUCCCCGACUCCCUGCGCAUGUGCUUAUGUGCUGCAAA
Panicum virgatum (switchgrass) is the source of this 2079-nucleotide messenger RNA. RefSeq names its product putative kinase-like protein TMKL1. The record is from RefSeq and is a predicted model, not a curated record. The transcript has 2 exons. Gene Ontology annotation, biological process: protein phosphorylation. The coding region runs from base 379 to 1623 and encodes 414 amino acids. Gene Ontology annotation, molecular function: ATP binding; protein kinase activity. Lineage: Eukaryota; Viridiplantae; Streptophyta; Magnoliopsida; Poales; Poaceae.